This is a messenger RNA of Cheilinus undulatus (humphead wrasse), 8569 nucleotides long. RefSeq names its product synaptic Ras GTPase activating protein 1b (gene syngap1b). The transcript has 20 exons. NCBI's taxonomy places the organism in Eukaryota, Metazoa, Chordata, Actinopteri, Labriformes, Labridae. The coding region runs from base 259 to 4335 and encodes 1358 amino acids. Gene Ontology annotation, biological process: regulation of GTPase activity; negative regulation of Ras protein signal transduction. The record is from RefSeq and is a predicted model, not a curated record.
CAUACACAUAUUUCUGCAUCCUGUUUUUUUACGCACCGGGAACCGGGCGCUUUAUAAGCGGUCGUGGAUUAUGAUGCCAGUUUUUAUAACAGCGGAAUAUUGGCCUCUCCUUCGGCUCUAACUGUGAUCAGCUCUAUAUCGCGCGUUUUCUUUUUAAUUUUUAUUUAUUUCCAGAUUGAUUUCUAAUUUGGUUCCGCGUUACUUUUGAGCACCGAGAGACCGCCGAGACGCACAGCUUACGUUCAAUGCCGUUGGAACAUGUCCUAUGUUCCCUUUCAAGAUGCAAGGUGUGCCGUCCCCCCCUCCUACCAUCAUCUCCAUCAUCGUUCCCACGUCCACUCCUUCCACACUCCCUCCUACGACCGUCCCGUUCACAACCGUCCCUCCUACGACCGUCCCUCCUUCGACCGUCCCACCUACACCCGCCCAAGCUACGACCGUCCCUCCUUCGACCGACCUUCCUUCGACCGCCCUUCCUUCGACCGCCCUUCCUAUACCCGACCCUUGCAAGACCGCUCCAUCUACGACCGCCCCUCUCACGACCGUCCAUCCCACCAAGAUCGCUGGACCCCUGGUCUCCGUGUGAGCUCCGGAAAUCAGUUCUACAUGUUGGACCAGGAGGAGGUACACCCUUUGCUGAUGCGCGAGAGGCGCUCAGAGUCCCACAGGAACAAGCUGCUGCGGCGGACAGUCAGCGUUCCUGUUGAGGGACGACACCAUCCAGAGAUGGAUCAUCGCGCUCGGCGGAAGAGCAUAGCCACCGGGAAGCAGCCCAGCAUGGAGGUCCCUCCCACUGCCCCCCUUCAACCCUUCCGACAAUCCAGUUUCCUCGGUAGAAGGCUGAAGGGCUCAAUCAAGAGGGCCAAGAGUCAGCCCAAACUGGACCGAACCAGCAGUUUCCGCCACAUGAUCCUCCCCCGCUUCCGCAGUGCCGACCAAGACAGGACCCGUUUGAUGCAGAGCUUCAAAGAGUCCCACUCCCAUGAGUCCCUGCUGUCUCCCAGCAGCGCUGCCGAAGCGCUGGACCUCACUCUGGAUGAGGACGCCAUCAUCAAACCUGUGCACUCGAGCAUCCUGGGACAGGAGUACUGCUUUGAGGUGACUACGGCAUCGGGAACCAAGUGCUUUGCGUGUCGCUCAGCUGCAGAGAGAGACAAAUGGAUCGAGAACCUGCAGAGAGCUGUCAAGCCCAACAAGGACAACAGCCGGAGGGUGGACAAUGUGCUCAAACUUUGGAUCAUCGAGGCCCGGGAGCUUCCAGCCAAGAAACGCUACUACUGCGAACUUUGUCUGGAUGACAUGCUGUACGCACGCACCACCAGCAAGCCCCGUACCGACACCGUCUUCUGGGGCGAGCACUUUGAAUUCAACAACCUGCCUGCUGUCCGCAACCUACGCCUUCACCUGUACAAGGAGACAGACAAAAAGAGACGCAAGGAAAAGAGCACAUACUUAGGACUUGUAAGCAUCCCCAUCUCCAGCAUCACUGGUCGUCAGUUUGUGGAGCAGUGGUACCCAGUCAUCCAGCCCAGCGUCCUCACCAAGGGAGCCGGUGUCGGGGGAGGGAAGAUCAUCAAUGCAUCCUUACGUCUUAAAUCCCGCUUCCAGACCAUGAACAUCCUGCCCAUGGAGCUGUACAAGGAGUUUGCAGAAUAUGUCACCAAUAACUACCGCACCCUGUGUGCCGUGCUGGAGCCCGUGCUGAGUGUGAAGAGCAAAGAGGAAGUGGCGUGUGCACUGGUGCAUAUACUGCAGAGCACAGGCAAAGCUAAGGACUUUCUUUCAGAUAUGGCAAUGUGUGAGGUAGACAGAUUCAUCGACCGAGAACACCUUAUUUUCAGAGAGAACACUCUGGCCACCAAAGCCAUAGAAGAGUACCUCAAACUGAUCGGACAUAAGUACCUCAAGGACGCUAUAGGGGAGUUCAUAAGGGCCUUGUACGAGUCAGAGGAAAAUUGUGAAGUGGAUCCCAUGAGAACCCCACCCUCUGUGCUCCCAGACCACCAAGCCAAUCUCCGAAUGUGCUGUGAACUGGCACUCUGUAAGAUUGUCAACUCCCAUUGUGUUUUUCCUCGAGAGCUAAAGGAAGUUUUUGCCUCCUGGAGGGUGCGCUGUGCCGAGAGAGGUCGAGAAGACAUUGCCGACCGUCUCAUCAGUGGUUCCCUCUUCCUGCGCUUCCUUUGUCCCGCCAUCAUGUCUCCAUCGCUCUUCAAUCUCACCCAGGAAUAUCCCGACGAGCAGACAUCACGCACGCUCACCCUCAUCGCAAAAGUAGUGCAAAACCUGGCCAACUUCUCCAAGUUUGGAAACAAAGAGGAGUACAUGUGUUUUAUGAAUGAGUUUUUAGAGAUGGAGUGGGGCUCCAUGCAACAGUUCCUGUAUGAGAUCUCUAACUUGGACAGUGUCAGCAAUGCAGGUGGCUUUGAGGGAUACAUCGACCUUGGCAGGGAGCUGUCCAUACUGCACAGUCUCCUCUGGGAGGUCAUGGCUCAGCUCAGCAAGGAUGCCAUCAUCAAACUGGGUCCUUUGCCCCGCCUCCUGAAUGACAUCAGUAUGGCCUUGCGUAACCCUCACCUCCAGAGGCAGCCAAGCCAUCAGACAGACAGGGUGCAGGAGAGACAGGCAGACAGGCUGCUGUCACGGCCGAGCUUCAACAGAGGCAUCUCAUCCGAGUUUCAGAAUCUAAUGAUGAGGGAUCUUAAUAGCUCUAUAGAUAUCACUCGCUUGCCUUCCCCUACGUCCACCGGAGGGGUCAUACCAUCCCGCUCCCAGAUGAGUUUUCAGGACCGUGACCACCCCCAUCGAGCAUCCUCCAAAGACAUGUUUUACGUCUCACGCCCUCCUCUAGCCCGGUCCAGCCCUGCCUACUGCACAAGCAGCUCGGAUAUCACAGAACCAGACCCUAAGGAUUCCCGAAUGAACAGCGUGUCUAACCUGCAGUCGGUGGACAUGCUCAACUCCUCCCAGGCCUCCAUCGCCGGCAUGGGCAGCUUCGGAGGGCUGAGCAGCGGAGGCGGUGGCGGCCUGGGGUCGGGCCUGAGCAGCCAGCUGCGGGCCGGUGGGAGGUUGUCAGCUGGCUCUGGCGGCUCCAGCAUGUCCGGUGGCCUCCGGCUGAGCCAGCUGAGCCAGAUGGGCACCACCACCGACUCGCUAUCCCAGCAGCAGCAACAGCAGGCCGCCGCCAUGCGAUACCCGCUUUCCUUCCAGAAUCCCCUCUUUCAUCUGGCGACCGCUGACGGGCCUCAACAACAGCUCCACCACCAGCACAGCCGCGCCCAGCCCCCAGCGCCCCUGCUCCUCGCCCCAGAUGAGCCGUCUCACCAGACCUACUUGCCACAGUUCGCCCAUGGGGGGUUCUCUCGCAGUGAGGACCUAUCCACCCUCAGGACCAGGGACGGUCACUUGGGACAACCCAGCAUCAUCCACUCACACAGCUACAGCGACGACUACAGCAGGGCUGAAUAUGGACGCAGGCAGAUGUCCAUGCAUGUGCAGGAUAACCUCCAACAACAGCAAAUGAUGGGCAUGGCCUCCCAGACAGGCACCUCCCACUCCUCUCUGGCCACCACGCCCCCCUCUACCGUCCAACCAGUGCGCCAGAGCUCUGUUGCCCCACCUUCCUCCCAGCGAAUGAAGUCCCAGACCUCCCAUCAGCUAUCGGUCAGCGCGGCCGCUGCACCUGCUGCUCCCGCUAAAACACGACCACAGAGCGGAAACCUCCUCCAGUCCCCAGAGUCGGCGUACGGCGGCAGGCAGCAUUCCCGGCAGCUGUCGGUCAAAGACAACACGGCCCCGGGCCUGCCACACCAGCAGAGCUCUGUCAGGGAGAGUGGCAGUCCACAAGGAACCACCAGUCAGAGCACCCAGCAGUCACCACAGCAACAGACAAAGCCAUCGCAACAACACCUGCUCAAACCCUCCAUGGCUAAACAGGGCUCCCAGUCUCCAUCCACCCUUAAUCCCCCGUCGGCCAACGAGCGCACAGUGGCCUGGGUCUCCAACAUGCCUCAUCUGUCGGCCGACAUCGAGAGUUCGCGGAUCGACCGUGAGGAGUUUAAACUGAAGGAGUACUCAAAGAGCAUGGAUGAGUCACGCAUGGACAGGGUACGCGAGUACGAGGAGGAGAUCAACUCCCUGAAGGAACGCCUUAUGAUGUCCCACAAAAAGCUGGAGGAGUACGAGCGUAGACUCCUCACGCAGGAGCAGCAGACCAAUAAGAUCCUACUUCAGUACCAGAAUCGACUCGAGGACAGUGAGAGGAGGCUACGGCAACAGCAAGAGGAGAAAGACUCCCAAAUUAAAGGAAUAAUUAGCAGGGAAGAAGACAUGGAAUGAAGACAGAGACAGUUCUGCUCGUCUUUAAUGGGAAAUCAUCUUUAUCGGCCUAACCUUGUAUAUGAAACUACCCUUAAAACCUCCUCCCAGUCUUUGUGCUGAAGCACUUAUCUGCUAUUUUUAUGAACGCAGCUUUUAACUGGAUCUGGGGAUCGUUUCAGACGAUUCUGCUCAGCUUAGUUUCCAAUUGACUCUCCUGUGAGAUUGCAAUGUAAAAGGCACAAGUGGAUUGAAUAUUUAAUAACUUCAGGCGCAUGUCUGCACUUUCCAAAGCGACACAGAGCAGUGUUUUGGACCUUCAGACGCAGGACUAUGGAAGAACAUGGUUUAAAAGCAGCUCUUCCAUUUGAAAUCAAGGGGAACCAUGUUUGCUGAUGGACUGCUGAUGUAUCUUUCUACAGAGUGAACAUGAGGCCUCUUCCCCUUUUUACCUUAUCUUGAUGCUUUGGUGUAAUAUGAAGUGGGGAGAGUAACAGACAAUGAUGAAGCUCAAGCACACUGGCAUAAAGGAAGAAUGCCACAUUAAAAGGAACUUUUUAAAGCACUUAGAGCCAAACUAUUGAUUAUUUUUCUCUGAGGUAGAAGUUUGACGUGAAAGCUGCAGCCCACACAUAGCAAAGUGUGCAGGAAAGUCACAUCUCUGAGGCUUAUACUGGUUACUUGUGUGUCUUUAAUUAUCCAAGCACACAAGGAUGAAAUGAGUAGCAGAUCUGGAUGCUUCCAAGCCAGUUUAACUCACAAUUCACUGAGCCAGAUCAUGUCAUCAAAUGCAUUGAAGACACAUUUUAUUUUAGAUAUUAAUGCAUGUAUGAGCAAUGUAAUGAGUGCAGAAAGCGGAUGCCAAGAAGACACGGCCUCCAGCCGUUGUUUCAGACUAAUCAGACUCUAGAAUCUGAGUGAAAUGGAAGGUUAACCAUAGCCUUAUGUUAUCUUUCAACUUAGAUUGACUUUUAUGUUAGAUUUUCGCAUUUAAAGACAUUCACUUGAUGCAAACAAGCUCAGGGUUCUGCAAAAAAGGAGCCUAUUUGAUCCUGAGCUCAUGGCUCCUGUGUAGGCUUGAAAAAUAAUGUCUCUUUUAUCUGCAGAACUCAAAAACUCAGCAGCAUGACUCAAGUGUCAGAGAUUUCCUUUCAGAGAAGCCUUAAUGCUCUGUGCAUAAACUUUGAGCUCAGAGCAAAUCUAAUAUCUGUCAUUAGUGCAGGUACACUUUUUUGUUCUCAACAACCUAAUUUAAACCAAAGCCAGAUGUUGAUUUUUAAGGUCAUAUUCAGUUUAAAUCCACUGAAACACUUUACCUGUAGCACUUCUAUCUAUAUUUAUUUUCUGUCGGGUUAUGAUCCCAUGAGUUGGCUACAGGCUAUCCAUUUAUUUUUGUCAGAAUUUCUUAAUUAUAUUUGGUCAUUAUGAAUAUAACCUGUGUAUCUUCCCUUAGUUGCAAAUGAAAAAUGGAUUUACACUGCAGAGAUGCAGCAAGUUCACUUUAGGAAACAAGAACAGAGUGGUAUUUAUUGUCAUAGUAAUAAUAUAUUUUUAACUUUAAUCCAUAGCCUAUUAGAGUAUGUGAUGCAAGAGCCAUAACAAUAAUGAUAUAUAUCUAUAUAUAAAUCCUAUUGAGAGUGAGAGUAUAACUAUUUUAUCCUGCAAUAGCUAACUUUUUAGCAGAGGAAGCGCAAUAAUAGGACCAAUACGUCCACAGCGUGUGCUGUGUGUGCAGAUGCACGUGCAGUUUCCUGCUGACAUAUGUAGUAUGCAUCUUGUGUACAUAAGAAACAGUGACCUCCUGCCAAAAGCUUUUACCAGGUGCCAUCCAGAGUAUCUAAACAGAAAAAUAAAGACCUGGAGUACUGUAAAGUGCAAAGACAACAAGACAACAAUGACGUGACUCUUUGACCUUCUAUUCUGCAAAGUGUGUUCCUAAGUUCUCGGUUUGUUUUUGGCUUAUCUUUAUGGUGAUUGUGAAUUGAUCUGCAUUUGAAAUGAAAGACUGCAAUGCAUAUUAUUUAUUUAUUCAUUAUUUAUUGAUUUAUUUAUCAAUACGCAAGUUAUUUCUUCUUUCUGUAUGAUUUUGCUGUAUAUGCUUGGUAUGACUUUUUGAACUACAGUCUGUUAUUGGUGGUGUCCGCUGACAAGGUGAUCAGAAUAGCUGUUAAAGACAGUACUGUCAUUAACCUUAUGCAGCUACAGUAUCAUUUAAAGAGGAACUAAACCCCAGAGUUAUAGCUGAGGUGCAUCUACCGUCGAAUUUUCAGAAACAACUUCAGAAGGUCAUGGAGAGGGCAGAGGGAGGAGGCACAAUUGUGCAUUCCAGUUGAUUCGGAACUUUGAAAUUCCAAGAUGCAAGUCAGAUAUGUCAUCAAUGCCCCCUAAAGUUGUAAUUCUGACAUGGAAGCCCAUUGGAACUUCAGUACCCCAAGUUCCCAACUCAUAGUACCUGGACUGCAAUCAACUCAGGUGUGAAGUUUUUUGUAAUACGCAAUGCAGAUAUAGUUUUUGUUUUUUUGCAAAGCACAGUUUUUUAUUUGGCUUCAGUUAGCUAAAAUGAUUUUAUUUCAUUUGUUUUUUAGGUAUUUAGUUUGUUUUAUUUCACUAUAAUAUUCUUGAUCUUGAUGAAAUGUGUGGAAAUAACCAAUGACAUUUUAGUCUAAAAAAAUAAGACUAAGACCAAAUUUAAAAUAGUUGCAGAAAUUACCAAUCCUGGGAGAGAUGUGGUAAAACUCCAUGAUGUGCAGAAGCAGACAUGCAUCAGCAUUUCAAUUUACUUGAUUUCCCAUCUUAACAAGUGAAUGUGAUUGUUUUCUUUGCCAAUUUUUAUCUCAUUAAUUUGGGCUAACAAACCAUGAUGAUAUGACCUCUAGGAAACAACCUAAAUCAUAUGUUGUCAAAGGAUUAUUUAGUGGACUAGUUCAGGGCCACACUACAAAAAUUUGCAUUGAAUUAAUUUUGAGUCAUGAUUUCUCAGUAAGUGAGCUGUGGUGGGUCCUGAAUCAGAUGAGACACACUGAUGUAGAAGACACAAACUCCUGUGCUGUCAACCUCGUUUUAAAUAAAAACGUGGUUUGUUCACAAUGUAGGGUAAGAGAACUUCACUAUCCACAAUCCUAGAGUGAAACAGUGACGUCGCUAAUAGGUGGAGGCCGCUGUUACCCCCAAGUUACAGCUAUACAUUAAAAAUCAAUGAAAAGUUGAUAAUCUCUGUGGUGGCAAAAGCUGGACCUUCAUACCUCACCUACAGUGCUUCCAGAUCAACCAAUAGGAGAAUGAAAUUGUAGUAGCCAAGUUUCAAGCUGUAGAGUGCAGUAGCUAUGCAUAUUUCUGUCACACAUUGUUCUCAAAUGUCGAGACAUUAACUUAUCAACAGCACCACUCACUACUCGUAUACGGAUAGUUUUCAGCAGAAAAGUAGUCUUGGGGUUUAGUUUCUCUUUAAAUAUGAUAUUAAAGAGCAUCUACAUUAUUUAUUUUUCCUUUUCAGAGAUAUAGAUAAGAUUCUGGUGUCAGUAUUUCCGCCUCUCUUUUGUAGCAAAGUAUAUAUUGAUAGGCUGUAUAGGCAAAACUUCUGUUUUAAAUCUUGCAAAUGAAUCAUAGUGGUGAUGAGUUUUGGCUUGAUGUGUGUGUGAUCAAUAUUGGUCUGAUUGACAUGGCUUGUAGCAACAGCCAAGGGUUUACAGUCACUUCUAUGCAGACCUGUGUCAAAGGGUUGCAAAUAAUUCUUGGUGUGGGUUCAUCAGACGGGCGGGGAUCGGCGAGGUCAUGCUGAAAGGUAAGUUUUACGUCAAAAGAGGGGUAAAAGUAAAUGUUGCAUUUUUUUGGCAAAAACUAAAGAAAGUAUUUGCAGCUUCUGUUUGAUGCAGGUCUGUUGUUUCUUUCUGUUUACUUUGCAUCAACUUCUCAUACUUGUCCCUUGCCUUUUUUCUCUGUAGCAAAAUAUUCCGACAUUGUGACCUCAUGUUGGUAGAUACACACAUUGUUUGGACUACAUGUAAGACUUGACCUCAAAAGCACACUACUUGAAGUACAGCUGAAUAUUGGAAAAAGCUUAAAUUUCUUUGAUUUCUUUGUAACAUAUCACCCACAUGAAUCAUUGUCUGCCUCUUGGAGUCAUGUCGAAAUCUUAAUGCUGUAUGCCCAUGUUACAUUCCAUUGUUUUUGGGACAGUGCUUAUAUUUCUGUCUGUGCUUUGCAGUAUGAUCGAUUCUUUUCUUUUCCCUUUUUUCUCUUUUUUGUAAAAAAGAAA